CAGGUAUGGAGAAGAAGGAUAUAGUUACUAAAGAGAAACAGAAGAAGAUUUGUAGGCAAGGGAUAAGCAGCCGUAUCCAAAAUGAGCUGAACACUGCCAACAGGAUGAAAUGCUUCAUACACCAGUAAUGCAAAACUAUGAAGUUAUGGAGUUAUUGAAUCAUACAGCAAUGAACGGCAGCUUUCAAUAACCAAUGUGAGGGGAGAACAGUUCAAUGAGCUAUAGCUGAGAUGGAGGAAACUGGAUUACAGCAAAGAAAAUAUUCAAUUAAGAUCUAUAAAUCUGCAGACAGUCAUGGGGAAAGAUUACUACAAAAUAUUAGGACUAUCAAAGGGGGCAUCAGAGGAGGAUAUUAAGAAGGCUUAUAGAAAACAAGCUCUGAAAUAUCAUCCUGAUAAGAACAAGGAUCCAGGAGCUGAAGAUCGAUUUAAAGAAAUUGCUGAGGCCUAUGAUGUGCUGAGUGACCCCAAGAGGAGAGACAUUUUUGAUAAAUAUGGAGAGGAAGGUCUCAAGGGAACUCCUGGUGGAGCUGGAGGCUGUAAUUCCAAUGGCCCAUCAUUUAGUUACUCAUUUCAUGGAGACCCUCAUGCAAUGUUUACAGAAUUUUUUGGGGGGCGAAACCCCUUUGACAACUUCUUUGGCCGUAGUGAGGAAGAUAUGGAGACAGAUGAUCCAUUUGCAGGCUUUGGCAUGGGUGGUAUGGGUGGCAUGGGGGGUUUUGGGAACAUGGGUGGCUUUCCUCGAGCUGGACCAGGCAGAAGAGAACCUGGCCCUAAGAAACCGGAUCCACCAAUUGUUAGGGAAUUGCCAGUGACUCUUGAGGACGUGUUUAAUGGUUGCACAAAGAAGAUGAAAAUCUCGCACAAAAGGCUUGGUCCAGAUGGAAGGAGUGUGCGCACUGAGGACAAGAUUCUAACUAUCCAAGUUAAAAAAGGCUGGAAAGAAGGCACCAAAAUCACCUUUCCAAGGGAAGGUGAUGAGACUCCUACCAACAUUCCUGCAGAUAUUGUGUUUGUGUUAAAGGACAAACCCCAUUCUGUGUAUAAGAGAGAAUCAUCUGAUUUGGUGUACCAAGCCAAGAUUAGCUUGCGUGAGGCACUUUGUGGCUGCACAGUUAACGUCCCCACCUUAGAUGCUAGGACAAUCCCCCUAACGCUGAAAGAUAUUGUUCGCCCUGGUACAAAACGCCGGAUUUCGAAUGAGGGCCUUCCUUUUCCCAAAUCCCCAGAGCAACGUGGGGAUCUCAUUGUGGAGUUUGAUAUUCGUUUCCCUGAACGCCUUCCAGCUGCCUCCAAAGAGACGCUGGAGAGGGUUCUACCUGCAUAAGGACCCUAUGGACUUCGCACAAGGUGACAAAGACCAAAGCAGAACUAGAUUGACUGGCUGAAUCCUGGUUGUUGGUACCAUAUGGCAUCAAGAGGGUUGGAGGUGCAGUGACCCUAAAAAAUGACCUAUUGUGAGCUCAAUUUGUAUGUUGUACAGCUUUUGUUCUCAUUAUAUGAAAUUAAAAAUUCAACAGCGCUUUCACGUAAAGAUAAAAAAAAAUGCUUUAUGUAAUGGUUCUCAAAGCCUACACACACACCUAUCUAUAUCAUUUAUUACUAAAAUUCAGUCUAACAAAUACCUGUAUUCCUUAAAGCUGGAACUAAACCCAUACAGUUCAAACCAGCUAGGAUGUAUGUCCAGAAAUGUAUUGGGUAUAGUACUGCAGGAUUUAUUUUGUUUAUCUUUCCAGUUAGAAGGAACACUCCACCCCACCCCCGCUUUUUUUCUUGUUGCUUGAUUUGUCUUAAACUGAAGCACAAAACCCGAAGUAUUGACUGCAUAAUCAUGUUACCUUAAAACAAAAAUACACUUUUUUUAAUGUAGAGUUAUCUGAAAAGCAUUUUUUUUUGUUUUUACUUUUUCCAAACUCUGUUAUGUUACUUUUAGUUUUGUGCUUCUCCACAUCCAUAAUUUUAACUUUUCUAAAUUUAAAGUGAAACUGGAAGUUACUUAGUUUACCUGAGGUAAACAAGAAAAAAAUGUGGAGUUCCAAUAUGGCCACACUUAACUACUUUAAUCAGAAAAGCAUCUCAUAUCAUUUUUCCGUUCAUUCCUUUGUUAAAAUGCUGGGGAAAGCAGUUUCAACAGUAGUAAAGCCUUUGUUACUUGAUUUUGAGAAAUAUUGUCUGUGAUAAAAGUUGCAGGUUUUAUUUUUGUUGUUGUGUUGUAAAAUGUAUGAGAACUGUGUAUAUAUGUACUUGUUUUGUAUGUUUAUAUUUUUCUAUGUUCAAUUGUUUCAUAUAAAGCACGUAUCUCGUAGUUACUGGAAUUCAAAGUCCUAAUUUUAGUGUGUAUUCAAACAUUUUUAUAACGCAAAUACUUUUAAUUUUGUAUAUAGUCUUGGAUGCUCCUGUGCAGCUGAUAACCCCCCCCCCCCCCAAAAAAAAAAUGUAUAAUAUUCUGGUCAAACUUAAACUAAUCACUUUUACUUUGUAUUACUUAGAUUAUUUUAUUCAGCUGAAUUUCUGGACAUUGCAAGACUUGUGCAUUUCAUACUCCUAAACAGGCAGAGAGUGGAUGUUAAAGCUGUUGAAAUAUGAAAAACACUCUAAAGCAUCUCCUUAUUAAUUUGCAUAUUAUAAAUGUGUAUUUUUUUAUUUUAUUAUUUUAACUGUUUUUCCAUGUUUGGAAAGAUUUUGCUGUAAAUAUAUUGCAGGCACUUAAAAAUGCCAAAGGUUUAAUAGUAGGUCUGGGGCACUAAAUGUCUUGUGAAUCUUGUAGUGAUUAUGGAGUACUAAGAUGUGCGGCUGGCUUGAAGGACCAUAACUGAGAAAGUUGUGGAGCCGAAAACCUUGCAUAUCUGUGUACCCUUAGUGGCAUGGUUGUAAUCCUUGUUGAAUCUCCAAGAAGGUUGAAGACUGAUGUUUGAACUGGACCCUAAAUAAAAAUGUAUUUUGAA
Messenger RNA from Bombina bombina (fire-bellied toad), 2944 nucleotides. It is a transcript of the gene DNAJB1, whose product is annotated as DnaJ heat shock protein family (Hsp40) member B1. Gene Ontology annotation, biological process: negative regulation of transcription by RNA polymerase II. Lineage: Eukaryota; Metazoa; Chordata; Amphibia; Anura; Bombinatoridae. The record is from RefSeq and is a predicted model, not a curated record. Gene Ontology annotation, cellular component: cytosol. The transcript is spliced from 4 exons. Gene Ontology annotation, molecular function: protein-folding chaperone binding. The coding region runs from base 295 to 1326 and encodes 343 amino acids.